Messenger RNA from Dermochelys coriacea (leatherback sea turtle), 5320 nucleotides. Its product is annotated as zinc finger protein 850-like. Gene Ontology annotation, biological process: negative regulation of transcription by RNA polymerase II. Bases 1 to 2946 code for a protein of 981 amino acids. Lineage: Eukaryota; Metazoa; Chordata; Testudines; Dermochelyidae. Gene Ontology annotation, molecular function: RNA polymerase II cis-regulatory region sequence-specific DNA binding; DNA-binding transcription repressor activity, RNA polymerase II-specific. The transcript has 8 exons. The record is from RefSeq and is a predicted model, not a curated record.
AUGAAACCUGCCCAAUCUCCCAGCUCCUCUGACAGGCUGAAGAAUCGCGUCCGCGUUUCGCUCCAGAUCGUCCCAUCUUGCAGGGGACAGGGCAGGGAAAUGGCUGUGAUGGAGCCCGCUCAGGGGCAGGGGGCUCUGCUGGACCCCGCGCAGAGAGCCCUUUACAGAAACGUCAUGCAGGAGAACUAUGAGACGGUGACCUCGCUGGGAUUUCCCAUUCCCAAACCCGAGCUGAUCGCCCGGCUGGAGCAAGGGGAAGAGCCAUGGGUGCCUGAUCUCCAGGCCUGCGAGGAAAAAAGGCUUCUGAGAUGCACCGGCACAGCAGGCACUGAGCGAGGGAGUGAGAAGCAGGAGGGGAAUCAUCAUCAGGAUGUUCCUGGGGAAGUGGAACCACAGGGGACGUCUGUGGGAGGACCUGAAGGGAAUUUUUCCCAGUGCUCUGAGGGAGAAUCCUGCGGAAAUUGGCACAGGUCACAGAGGUUUGCGGGAAACCACCCCAGGAACAAAGUGGAUGAAUCUCUUAACGGUGGGGGAGGAGACAAAGAUCCCAGAGUGCAGCAGACAAAUGCCAAGGAAGAGACACCCUGGCACUGCCUUCAGUGUGGGAAAGGAUUCAUUGUGAGAUCACGGCUUGUGACACAUCAGACAAUCCAUACUGGAAAGAAAUCCCUUCAAUGCUUGGACCGUGGGAAAAGCUUCAAUAAGCGCACAGAUCUUAAUAACCAUGGGAGAAGCCACACUGGAGAGAAGCCCAUUCAAUUGCUUGAGUGCGGGAAAUGUUUCAGUUCAAAGUCGGCACAAAAGUCACAUAAGAAAAGCCACACAGGAGAGAGACCCCACAAGUGCUUGGACUGUGGGAAAAGUUUCAUACAAAGCUCAGACCUUGUUCAACAUCAGGCAAUCCACACAGAAGAGAGAUCCCAUAAGUGCUUACAAUGUGGGAAAAGUUUCACAUGGAGGUCAGCGCUUGUUAAUCAUCAGGCAAUCCACACAGGAGAAAGACCCCACAAGUGCUUGGACUGUGGGAAAAGUUUCAUGCAGAAGUCACAUCUUGUUAAACAUCAGGCAAUCCACACAGGAGAGAGACCCCACAAGUGCUUUGACUGUGGGAAAAGUUUCAUAAGAAGGUCAAACCUUGUUGAACAUCAGGCACUCCACAGAGGAGAGAGACCCCACAAGUGCUUGGAGUGUGGGAAAAGUUUCAUACGAAGGCCAGACCUUGUUUGUCAUCAGGCAUUCCACACAGGAGAGAGACCCCACAAGUGCUUGGAUUGUGGGAAAAGUUUCCUAAGAAGGUCACACCUUGUUCAACAUCAGGCAAUCCACACAGGAGAGAGACCCCACAAGUGCUUGGACUGUGGGAAAAGUUUCAUACGAAGGUCAGAGCUUGUUUAUCAUCAGGCAAUCCACACAGGAGAGGGACCCAACAAGUGCUUGGACUGUGGGAAAGGUUUCAUAAAGAGGUCACAGCUUGUUCAACAUCAGGUAAUCCACACAAGAGAGAGACCCCACAAGUGCUUGGACUGUGGGAAAAGUUUCAUGCAGAGGUCAAACCUUGUUCAACAUCAGGCUAUCCACAAAGGAGAGAGACCCCACAAGUGCUUGGAUUGUGGGAAAAAUUUCAUACAAAGAUCAAACCUUGUUCAACAUCAGGCAACCCACACAGGAGAGAGACCCCACAAGUGCUUGGACUGUGGGAAAAGUUUCAGACAGAGACGGGCGCUGGUCAAGCAUCAGAGAAUCCACACACGUGCCAAACCCUAUAAAUGCCUCGACUGUGGGAAAAGUUUUGUUGACAGAACAAAACUUACUAGACAUCAGGCAAUCCACACAGGAGAGAGACCCCAUAAAUGUUUAGACUGUGGGAAAAGCUUCAGUAAGAAGUCAAACUUUAUUAGGCACCAGAGACUGCACACAGGAGAAAAACCCUAUAAAUGCCUUGAGUGUGGGAAAAGUUUUAGUCAAACUUCAAACCUUAUUGCACAUCAGAGGACCCACACAGGAGAGAGACCCUAUAAAUGCCUUGAGUGUGAGAAAAAUUUCAGUUUGAAAUCAACCCUUAAUACACAUCAGAAAACCCACACAGGAGAGAGAACCCAUAAAUGCCUUGACUGUGGGAAAACUUUCAGUCAGAGCUCACAGCUUACUAAACAUGGGAGAAUCCACACAGGAGAGAGACCGUAUAAAUGCCUUGACUGUGGGAAAGAUUUUAAGGAAAGUUCAUCCCUUACUAAACAUAGGAGAAUCCACACAGGAGAAACACCCUACAAAUGCUCCGAGUGUGGGAAAAGUUUUAGUCAGAGCUCACACCUUAUUGCACAUCAGAGAAUCCACACAGGAUUACGACCUUAUAAAUGCCCUGAGUGUGGGAAAAGUUUCAUUUACUGUUCAAACCUUAUUAAGCAUCAGAGAAUCCACACUGGUGACAAAUCCUAUAAAUGCCUUGAUUGUGGGAAAAGUUUCCUUGACAGAACAAAACUUAUUACACAUCAGGCAACCCAUACAGGAGACAGACCCCAUAAAUGCUUGGACUGUGGGAAAAACUUCAUUCAGAAGUCACAACUUAUUAGACACCAGAGAGUGCAUACAGGAGAGAGACCCUUUAAAUGCCUUGACUGUGGGAAAACUUUCAGGCAGCACUCACACCUUAUUACUCAUCAGAGAAUCCACACGGGCGACAAACCCUACAAAUGCCUUGACUGUGGGAAAAGUUUUGUUUACAGAACAAAACUUACUAAUCAUCAGAAAACCCACAUGGGAGAGAAACCCCAUAAAUGCUUGGACUGUGGGAAAAAAUUCAGUCAGCAGUCAUACCUUACGCGACAUGGGAGAAUCCACAUGAGGGAGAGACCUUAUAAAUGCCUUGAGUGUGGGAAAAGCUUCAGUAAGAGCUCAGAGUUCACCAAACAUCAGAAAAUCCACAAGGGUGAGAGACCCCAGAAAUAGCUUGACUACAGAAAAAGAUUCAAUUUGACUUCACACUUCAGUGAUCCGCAAAACAGAGAGACCUUGAAUGUGGGAGAAGCUUCAUUUGCCGCUCCCAGAGUAUCAAGCAUCUGCAAAUCCGCACAGGGAAAAAACCUCUCAGAUGUUCUCAGUGUGGAAAAUACUCCAAGUGGAGCUAACACCACAGUGGACAUCAAAGACUCCUCCACACACCCAUUUCCUCAUUCCCACACACAUCAGGGGUGUUUGGCUCCCAAAGAUCCAGCUGCCCAUCACUGGGGUGGGGAUCCAGCAUCAGCUGAACAUCAGCUGGUCAGUGACCUUCUAGCUCUGCCUGGUCUAAGCAAACCCCAAGCAGAGGAGGAGAAGCCUGGAUCAGUCCCUUUUCCCACCACUGCCUCCGCAGCAUCAGCUCCUGAGCAUCUGUCUAUGGUAGGAAUCGUGGUCAGGAUUAGCCAGCGCAUCUCUGUGACCCUUCACCAGAUUUCCUAGUGUAAAUUCACCCUGAGCAUCUUAUGUGUAAGGCUAAGAGUUUGUCAUGGAUAUUUUUAGUAAAACUCAUGGAUAGAUCACGGGUAAUAAAGAAAAAUUCACAGAAUCCCAUGAUCUCUCCAUGAGUUUUAUUAAAAAUAUCAGUGACAAAAUGCUGAGGGAGAAGGCUCCAGCACACAUCGCUGCUUGGGUCUGGUGUCCCUUGACGGCUUACUUAUGUGUUCUAACUCUCUCCCAUUAAGAGAGUGAUCAUUAGUCCCUGAGUUUCCCCUUUGGGGCCAGAUUGUCUCAUUCUCAAAUAGUCUCACAUUACUCCGGGCCAUGCUGAAAAGCAUUUAGUUUUUGUUCAUUUUCUCCCUUAUAGAGCAGAAUUAACUAGAUGCUAAAAGAAUGUGGAGCAGGGACAGUGAAAUGUGGUGUUUUACCUUCUGUGUUAUUUCAGGGCGAUGGAGUGAGUCCAAGGGUUUCCCUCCUUCCCCCAUCACUGUCACACUCCACUCUCAACACAUCAGCCUCUGUCUCAGCAAUGCAGAGUUUUAUCCUGACCCAAAUCUACCCCAUCCGCAUCCCAGUGUCACUUACCACUGUGUCCAUGGCUCUCCAUGCUUUGGAAUCACAGUUUUGAUAUCUAUGAUCCUAAGUCAGACUCCUGAGGGCUUGGGAAGAAAGUGUCCCAGACCUGGGAGUGAGUGGGGAAAUCCCAAUGAACCUCAAAGCACAGUUUGACCUUUCAGAUCUUAUAGCCCUGUUUCCAUCUAUUGGUAAAAUUGCUUCCUGACUUUUUCUAGGCUUAGUCCAGAUCAUUUGUAGAUGGGAAGAUUUUUCUUUCUUUCUCUUUCUUUUAUUAUAAUGAUGCAACUAAUACAACCAAAUAAUAAAGUGAGAAGUGAAGCCAGUUUAGCCACUACAGAAGAAAAAUGGGUGCAUUUAUUUUCCUGAUUUUGAGCCGUAAAAGAUUCUUUGAGAUUUCACUUUAUGAAUGUGAAAAUGUUUUAUAGCCCACCCUGGACUGUGGGUUUUUCUCUCUUCGUGAAGGCCGUGAGGUCACAUACUUUGAUAUUAGUUUAGUUUGACAGGAUGUAGUUCAGAUUUAUUGAGGACUUCAAGAAACAAAUGAUCGUUUGUUGGAAUAGUCCUUUUUUAGUUUUAAUUUUAAUUUUUAUCUAACGCUUUGUCAGGAGAUAUUUUUUGUGGUUUAAAGAAUGACAGGGAUCAAUUCUCAGCACAGACAUGGAUGGUGCAAGCUAGAUUCAGAGUGCAAGAGGCAGAGACUGAAAUGGAGAAUAAAGUUACUGCCUGAUCCCUGCAGUGAUCUGAGAUACUGCUAGGAGGGGAAGAAGACAGGAAUAACAGAGCUGGGAAACUGCUGGAUUUGCUCCUGAAAGCCAAAUGGCUGAGGCUGGGAACUCACUGCAUCACAGCCACAGAGUGACUUGGCUUGUCAGUUUCAUGUGAAGCUGCCCCUGAAAUCUAAAGGACCAUGAACAACACCCCAAAAACGAUAGGGGAAGGAGUCAGCAUCUCCGUAUUGCUGAGAUGCCAAGGUUGGGCACAGGGAAGAAGGGAGCCAAGGAAGUCAACAGACCGAGGCAGCCUUGAAGCCAGGCCAACCCCCAUUGAUGAGGCCAAAGGGAGAUGAGGAACCUGACAGCCCAGCUGGUCACCCCCUCCCCAUGUACCGCUGUGUCCUGAGUUGGGAUGACAGAGACUCUCUUUGCCCCAGUCAUUCCCACACUCAUCCCUCUUGUGACUAAACCCCUGGUGCGCCAUGUUCAUCACUUGUACACGGUUAUUCUGUACUGUGAAAAAUGUAUGUCCGGUGAGGGAUCAUUGGAAAACUCAUGAUCUGUUGAAUAUUGUGCCAUUGAAAUGUGUGUAAAAC